UAGUUCCCGCGGGAUCUGCGCUCUAGUGUUUCCGGUAGCCUGCUGAGAGCAGCUGUGUCGAAAUUCACCGCGCCCUCCUCAUCCUCAUCCUCAUCCUCAUCCUCAUCUCCCGGGACAUUCCGCUCACCGGGACCGGCUUCAUUCGCCACGGAGUUCGGGAACUCAUUUUUCCGUCGUAUGAGAGAGACCGUGAGCGCUGACGGACGCUUUAAACCUCAGCAGAGACACAUAGCGAUGCUAGCAGGCUAGUCGCGAGAAAUCAAAACAAUGUUUAUUUAUUACUCCCAGUUUAUUUAUACUCCUUUUAUAAAAUGAACUCGCUUUUUUAUGUGUGUUAGUGACAGUAGCACGUGUUGUUUAUAGGUUAACAGGAGAUUUUAGAGUUUGUUUGUUAUCUCUGUAUAAUAUAAGAGUCCGUGUCACAUUAGUGUGAAUUGAAGUGAAUGUCACUCAGUUCAUGUGCACCUAGUGUUUUAAUAUAAUAAUGAUCAGAUCUGGAUAGUAAACAGGCUGAGGAGUUUUGUUUGUAAUCAGACUGAUCUAGGAACUUUAUCAGCUCGAUGACAAGCUGUAAAUCAGAGUUAUUGUACAGUAAAGCUCAGUCUGAGCUCGCCUUACAUUAAAGGUCCCGUCAGCUUUUUAAAAAUCAGCCAUGGCUCCGAAAAAGAGACCACAGCCCAUAGUUAUAACCGGAUCCGGAGAAGCACAGACGACCUCUACAUCCAUAGAUGCUGCGUCAGAAGCGAAUCUGGAGGCCCUGCAGAAGAAGCUAGAAGAGCUCGAUUUGGAUGAGCAUCAGAAGAAGCGUCUGGAAGCAUUUCUCACGCAGAAAGCCAAUCUGGGCGAACUGAAAGACGACGAUUUCCAGCAUAUCUGUGAGCUGGGAGCUGGAAACGGAGGUGUGGUUAAUAAAGUGUGCCACAAAACCUCUGGCCUCGUAAUGGCCCGGAAAUUAAUUCAUCUGGAGAUCAAGCCAGCCAUCAGGCAUCAGAUCAUCAGGGAGCUGCAGGUCCUGCAUGAGUGUAACUCUCCGUACAUCGUGGGUUUCUACGGGGCGUUUUACAGCGACGGGGAGAUUAGCAUCUGUAUGGAGAACAUGGAUGGAGGCUCUUUGGAUCAGGUUCUGAAAGAGGCUCGCAGAAUUCCAGAGGAGAUCUUGGGAAAAGUCAGCAUAGCCGUUUUAAGAGGACUUGCUUACCUUCGAGAAAAGCACCAGAUUAUUCACAGAGAUGUGAAACCGUCCAAUAUUCUGGUCAAUUCCCGCGGGGAGAUCAAACUGUGUGAUUUCGGCGUGAGCGGCCAGCUCAUUGACUCCAUGGCCAACUCUUUUGUAGGAACACGCUCGUACAUGUCGCCGGAGAGGUUGCAGGGCACUCAUUACUCGGUGCAGUCAGACGUGUGGAGUAUGGGUCUCUCUCUGGUGGAGCUGGCCAUCGGCCGUUAUCCCAUUCCUCCACCCGAUGCUAAGGAGCUGGAGGGCAUCUUCGGCAGGGCAGUGAUGGAUGUUAGGAAGGCAGAGACGCACAGUAUGUCUGCUCGACCCAGACCCCCCGGCAGACCCGUCAGCGGUCACGGGCCCGUCAUGGCUAUAUUUGAGCUGCUGGAUUAUAUAGUCAAUGAGCCGCCUCCUAAACUCCCUCACGGCGUCUUCACUCCUGAUUUCCAGGACUUUGUGACCAAAUGUCUGAUUAAAAACCCUGCAGAUCGAGCGGACCUGAAGAUGCUGACGAAUCACACGUUUGUUAAGCGCUCCGAGGUGGAGGAGGUGGACUUCGCUGGCUGGUUGUGUAAAACGGUGGGGCUCCAUCAGCCCAGAACACCCACCCAAACAGCUGAAUGACACACACACACUCUCACACACACACACACACACAACACACACACACACACACACACACACACACACCUGACUGUCACAUGACCCACGACUCCCCUACAGAAUACAAACAUUUACAGCCUAUCUGAUGGAGCACCUGCAAAGCUGCUUGUUUUACACUUUACUUCUGUACACCUGGGUGAGUCUCAUGAGACAUGUACAUGACAUGAACAUUUCACGCUCAAAACUGAGAAAUAAGUCAUACAUGCACUACCAUUCAGACUUACCAGUUUGGGAUCAGAACGAUUUUUAAUGUUUUUUACAGGAGUCUCUUCUGCUCAUCA
Molecule: messenger RNA, 2160 nt
Organism: Sinocyclocheilus anshuiensis
Lineage: Eukaryota; Metazoa; Chordata; Actinopteri; Cypriniformes; Cyprinidae
Gene: map2k2b
Product: mitogen-activated protein kinase kinase 2b
Exons: 11
Coding region: 653-1840 (395 amino acids)
Biological process (GO): protein phosphorylation
Molecular function (GO): ATP binding; protein kinase activity
Source: RefSeq, a predicted model, not a curated record